This is a messenger RNA of Cajanus cajan (pigeon pea), 3058 nucleotides long. Its product is annotated as formin-like protein 11. The record is from RefSeq and is a predicted model, not a curated record. Gene Ontology annotation, biological process: actin cytoskeleton organization; actin nucleation. Gene Ontology annotation, molecular function: actin filament binding. Lineage: Eukaryota; Viridiplantae; Streptophyta; Magnoliopsida; Fabales; Fabaceae.
AUCCUCAAUUUAACACUAAAAGAGGAGGGUAGUAGGCUAGGUGUUUGAUCAUGACGAGCCAGAGAAUUAGUGAAUAACUUCCAUUUACUUUGUGAUAAAAUAGCUUUAGAAAACACAAGACAAGAGCAUUAAGUCAAGGUAAAGGGAAUGAUUUUCCUAUUGUCAUGCAUUAACAGUGUCAUAAUGGAUAGAAUCUUAUCUUAUGUUUAGCAUGUGGUUAGAGUCUAAGAGAUUCGCUUUUAAGUUGAUGUAUAUGAAAAAAUAUUUAUUAGAAGAGGUCGAUCCCUUAGAAAAAUCUUAGUAUUUGAAGAGAUUAGUUCUUAGUUUUGCUUAAAAUCAAUUAUGAUGAGAACUAAGAAAAGUUUGAGUCCCCUAAGAAGGAAGUAAAGAAGGAGCAAAUGACCAAUAUAAUGCAACAACUGCUGCCAUGCUCAGGGAUUCCUUGGAGUAGCAUGAAAGACAUUGUUGUUCUGGAUCUUCUUCACUCAUUACGCAAAUAACAAGUCUCUCUUUUUCCUCCUUAAAAAGUAAAUGGAACAAAAAGAGAAGCAGAUUUUAAAGAGGGAAAAGGUGCAUUGAUGUUUUGAGAACUUUGUGUUGGCAGAAUAAAAAAAUGGGUCUUGGUUCUGAGGCUCACAGCAUGAUUUUCAUCAUUACCAUAAUGAUGUUCCCAUCAUUGCAAAGAGCCAACAUUUUGACCGUGGAUGCUACGUUGAAUGCAGCAGGAAAUGAAAACCAUGUCAAGAAAAUCUCAGGAAUGGAAGAGAAUGAAAACAAGCAUACUCCUAUAGUGGAAAACUUUAAAGCUUUGUUUGGACUCGACAGGUUCAACACAAGAAGACCAUACUCUAGCGUCUCUGACUCUGACUUUGUGUCCCUCUCACAUUCUGAGUCUCCCAACACCAAAACUGAGGCUCCAAGUCCAAGAUAUCACUCACAUAGGAACAUGCCACUUAACAAUAUUCAACAACAAGAUAGAGGCGUGGCAAAAAGAACAACACUAGUGGCUGUUUUAGUACCUGGUGGAGUUGCUGCAUUGAUUUGUGCACUUGCGUGUGUAUGCGUUUGCAGGAAAUUCAGAACUCAGAAGAAGAAACCCAAUAGGACAAUACCACUCUCUAGCAACAACGGGAGAACAAAAGGUACUUGCCAAAAUUCAUCAAGCAAUGUGAGUUUCAACCCUGACCCUGAUCUGUUUUACCUCACUUGUUUGAAACAAACUUGUGACACACAAAAUAGCACUUCAAGCCAUGGUUCCCUAAAUCGUACAAUUUAUGAGAAGCAAGUGGCACGUCAAUGUGACUAUGCUAGCUCUACCAGUUCUUCCACUAAUGAAAUUCUCUCUGUUCAUGAGGAUUUGGAAUAUGAUGGUGGCUGCAAAGCUUCCUAUGUAGAAAAAACUGUCACCGGAGAAUACCGUUCAUCAGAUAACGAAAGUUUUCAUUCAUGUGUUGACUCACAUUCAUCAAUAAGUGAAACAGAAACUCUCUCUCUUUCUCCCAGAAACUUAAUUUCUUCAACAAAUCAAUUUCCUUGCUCCCCUCAGAAUUCAACUUCAAAGUUAAAAUCUAACCAAUCACCUUGCGGUCCAAAACAUGAAGAGCAAAAGAAGACUGAAAUUUCUCAUCCUAGCAAUAGCAUUCCUCCACCUCCAUGCCCACCUUCAUUUUUAAAAGGAAACAUUAACAGUGUCAAAUCUCCUCUGCCAAAACUCAAACCACUUCAUUGGGACAAAGUAAGAGCCACGCCAGAUCGAACAAUGGUUUGGGAUAAGCUACGAACAAGCUCGUUCAAGUUGGAUGAGGAAAUGAUUGAAUCACUUUUCGCCUACAAUUUACAAAAUUCAAUGAAGAACGAUGAAACGAAAAGCAAAAGCCCGUCUCAUGGCAUGCACGUACUUGAGCCAAAACGGUUGCAAAACAUAGCAAUAUUGUCAAAAGCUCUAAAUACCACAGCUGAACAAGCAUGCGAUACCCUGGCACUAGGGAAGGGCUUGUCUUUGCAACAACUGGAGGCACUGGUGAAAAUGGCACCCACGAAGGAAGAAGAAGCUAAGCUCUUAACUUAUAAAGUUAACGAACUGGGGUCGGCGGAAAAGUUUGUGAGAACAAUGCUUAGCAUACCAUUUGCCUUUCAACGAGUGGAAGCCAUGCUUUACAGAGAGACUUUCGAAGAUGAAGUAGUUCACCUCUGUAACUCUUUUUCAACGCUAGAGGAAGCAUGCAAGGAACUAAGGUCAAGCAAGUUCUUCUUGAAAUUAUUAGAAGCAGUGCUGAAAACAGGGAACCGCAUGAACGUUGGAACAAUCAGGGGAGGUGCCAGAGCCUUCAAACUCGAUGCACUUCUCAAGCUUGCUGAUGUUAAAGGAACUGAUGGUAAAACCACUUUGCUUCAUUUCUUUGUUCAAGAGAUUGUUCGCUCAGAAGGAAUGAAAGCUUCAGAGAGCAUCAUGGGGCAGAAAAGUGAAAACAGAACUGAGGAAGAGAAGGAAGAAGUUUACAGAAGAAUGGGAAUAAAAUUUGUUUCUGGUCUGAGUGCCGAGUUAUGCAAUGUUAAGAAGGCAGCCACAAUUGACGUGGAUGUUCUUGCAUGUUCUAUAUCGAACCUAUCAAGUGGAAUGGCUAACAUGCAGAAAAUGGUAAAGGCUUUGUUGUGUGAGGAUGAAAAGAGUGAGAGGUUUGUCGUUUCUAUGAAAUGUUUUCUGAGUUAUGCAGAAAGGAAGGUGCAGGAUUUGCAAGGAGAUGAAGGUAGAGUCAUGGGUCGAGUCAGGGAAAUAACUGAGUAUUUUCAUGGGGAUGUGAGUAAAGAUGAGCCGAAUCCACUUCGAAUCUUUGUGAUCGUGAGGGACUUCUUGGAGAUGGUAGAUAAUGUGUGUAAUGAACUUAGAAGGUCUAUCAAAUCCCCUCGCACCAUUUGGAUACAGUAGAGAGCCUCGACUGUUUAUGUGUUUUGGAAUCAUGGUUAAGUUUGAUUAUUUGAACGUAAACAUCAUGUGUGGGAUUGUAUAUAUGUUUUGGAAAAGGAAAAAAUAUAAUAUUUCUACAGCCCGGAUAUUAUG